Molecule: messenger RNA, 4193 nt
Organism: Leucoraja erinaceus (little skate)
Lineage: Eukaryota; Metazoa; Chordata; Chondrichthyes; Rajiformes; Rajidae
Product: ermin-like
Exons: 2
Coding region: 2178-3290 (370 amino acids)
Biological process (GO): actin filament organization; morphogenesis of a branching structure; regulation of cell projection organization
Cellular component (GO): extracellular exosome; neuronal cell body; filopodium
Molecular function (GO): actin filament binding
Source: RefSeq, a predicted model, not a curated record
UUUAAAAGACAUUUAAUUUAAAUGGUAUUUGGACAGGUACAUGGAUAGGAAAGGUUUAGAGGGAUAGAAUCAUAGAGAAUCGUAGAGUCAUUCAGUGUGGAACCAGGCACUUCGGUCCAACUUGCCCACGCCGGCCAACAUGCUCCAUCUACACUAGUUCCACCAGCCUGCAUUUGGUCCAUAUCCCUCUAAACCUGUCCUAUCCAUGUACCUGUCCAAAUGUUUCUUAAAUGUUGCAAUAGUACCUGCCUCAAUUACCUCCUCUGGCAGUUCUUCCAUACACCGACUCACUCUGUGUAAAAAUGUUACCCCAAUUUCCCAUUAAAUCGUUCCCUCCUCACCUUAAACCUACGUCCUCUGGUUCUCUAUUCCUCUACUCUGGGUAAAUGCACCAGUUUUUUGCCCAAUCUAUUCCCCUUAUGAUUUUGUACAUCUCUAUAAGCCCUGGUCCUUCUGCGCUCCAAGAAAAAAAGCCCUAGCCUGCUCAACUUCUCUCAAUAGCUCAGUCCUUUAAGAAAACCCAUGCAGUCACAGGGAGAAUAUACAGACAACACCCACAGUCAGAAUCGAACCCACGUCACUGGUACUGUAAAGCAGCAACUCUACCGCUAUGCCACCAUUCUUUAUGUGUAAACCAGCAUCUGCAGUUCCUCGUUUCCUAAAUUUUUAAUGUUCGUGAAAGUUGUUCGUAGCUGAUUUGAUUUUGACGUUAACUCAGAUGAACACUAAAAAUUUAAAUCUGUAGACAUAAGAACAGCAGAUGCUAGAAUCUGGAGCAAAUCACAAAAGUGCUGCAGGCACUCAGAAGGUGAGGCAGUAUCUGUGGAGGGAAUGGACAGGCGACAUUUAAGGUUGGAUCCUUUCUUCAGCCUGACCCAAAACAUUGCAGAAGAUCCACACAAAGUGCUGGAAUAACUCAGCGGGUUAGGCAGCAUCUUAGUUUAGUUUAGAGAUACAGCGCAGAAACUGGCCCCUUGGCCCACCGAGUCUGUACCAACCAGCGAUCAAUUAACACUAUCCUACACACAUCAGGGACAAUUUACAUUUAUACCAAGCCAAUUAACCUACAAAUCUGCACGUCUUUGGAGUGUUGGAGGAAACCGAAGAUCUUGGAGCAAACCCACGCGGUCACGGGGAGAACGUACAAACUCCGUACAGACAGAACCCUUAGUCAGGAUUGAACCCAGGUCUCUGGUGCUGCAAGCGCUGUAAGGCAGUAAUUCAACUGCUGCGCCACCGUGCCUCCAGCUAUGGAGAAAAAGGUUGGGUGACGUUUCGGGUCAGGACCCUUCUACAGCGUCACCCAUCCUUCUUCUCCAGAGAUUCUGCCUGAUCCGCUGAGUUACUCCAGCACUUUGUGUCUUUCGUCGGUAUACACCAGCAUCUGCAGUUCCUUUCCAACCAAAAUGGUGCCUGUCCAUUCCCUCCACAGAUGCUGCCUGACCUUCACAUCAUGAAGUGAACAGUCCAGCUUUAGACGUCCUCCAGCACUCUUGGGUUUGGCUCGCAUUUAAAAUUGAUUGUAUCAAACCUACUUCUACUUUACAGUUCAUGUUUAUUUAUUUGUAGACUAACCCCUAAUGCUUCUAAAAAAAAAUCACUGGAAUUGCAUCUCUGUCGUUGUUGCUAACAAGAUGACCGGUGUUUCUCUGAUGCAUGAAUGACUGGGAAUUUUAAUCUCCCGACAUAAAACCGUUUUUGCCCGACAACUGAGAUACAAGGUGGCUACUCAUGAGGAAUUAAAGAUUUAGAACAAUCACUGCAUUUUUUCAGGGGUCAAGACACAAAGAGCCAUUGUGGUUUCAGUGAAGGCUGGUGUUUACCAAUUGGUGCAGCAAGGAAUAUGAGGCAUCAACAGGCAUGUGUUCAACUCCUAACACUGCGUAUUAAUUAAACUGCAAAAUGGAUCUUUCGCCUCAUUGUGCAAUCUGAUGAAUAUAAUUAAGCAUGUGAUUGAUGAUCGGCUGCUGGUUUCCCAGUAAGACGAGAGUUAUUCUCUGGGUGGCCUCCCAUCUGUCAGUCUCUGAUGAGUUCUAACAUAACGGACAACAUUUAAACAGCUCCUCGUAUGUUUGAAACACCUUCCUUUUCUGAAUUUGACUGGGAUAACAAAGGUGAAGUAUAUUUUCGAAAGAUCUGAAGCCCAGUGGAACAGUUUUAUUGGCAGCGAGCAGAGAAUGGCUGAAGAAGACUCAAAUGUACCUGAUUUAGUUGAAACUGAUAACACAGUGACCAGUGAAAACCAACCAGAUGUGGUCGAUGAUGUGGAAGGGGCAGGAGGUGCCGUUCAGUCAACAGAAGAAAAAGCCUCAUCGGGUGUGGUAAGCGAAUGUGUUUUGACUGACAAUGUAACACCCAGCAAAGGGUCAAACUCAACUGCAGAAGAAUACAGUUCACCUUCAGGUGAGAAUGUUACAAGCACCGAGACCAUUGCAAGCAAUGAGGAAACUACUCCCAACACUGAGGAAGCCACUUCACAUCAUGAAGUGAACACUCCAGCUUUAGAAGUCAUCCCAUGUAUUGAGGAAGCCAGUUCAGAUGUCAAACAGGUUAUUACAACUGCUGAAGAAAUCACUUAUCCCGCUGCUGUGGUUUCUCCAGGUGCUGAAGAAGCCUGUUCGUCUUCGGAGUUAGCCGAGCAAUCUGCCGAGAUGAAUCAUUCCACUGCUGAUGAGACCACGUCUUCGCCUGCUGAACAGACUGUCACGCCAGUUGCAACUCCGGAGGAAGCACAUCAGCCUGCAGUGGAAACGGUCUUAACGACAGAGAAUGCUAAAUCAUUCACAGCAGGAACCUUUACUCCUGAAGUACCAUCUAUUCAGAGCUCCAGACCAGAAUCUGACACAAUGCUUUCAAGUCCUUCAACAGAAGAAGAAAUAACACCGCAGAAUAACACACCAGAAAACUCUGCUGAUGAUGCAAGGAGUGAAGCAGUGGAGAAUAUGAUCCUAUUACCACCAGAGGAAGAUUAUAGCGAGAAGGGAGAGCACAGCAAUGUAGCGAAUCACAAUGCCGGUGAGAUUGGUGAUGUUAUGGAGUCUGAUGAAGAAGAAAUUUACUCAGAAGAAUUCCAGCAAGGAAAUGACUUGGAGUCGCCUUCAUCCAGUCCCAUCCAACCAGAGUCACCAACUAAUACUGAUUGUGUUGAGGAGCAAUCAGGAUCUUCAAGAAGACCUGACAUUGCCAAGCACAGCUACUCCAGGUACAAUACUGUCUCUUAUCGCAAGAUCAAAAAAGGAAUCACCAAGCAGCGUAUUGAUGAAUUUGAGUCGAUGUUACAAAUAACUUAAGCGUGGCAACAAAGCUGCAAGGAUAACCACUGUCUCCUGUUAUUAAAUUGAACUGAAUUAAUUGACCUAGAAAUUGAACAGUGCCUGCAAAGUCUCAGUAAUGGGCUGGUGCGCAGUAGGACAACAAACCUUUGUUUGAAGGAACAUCAUUGUACAUUGUGGGGAGUGAAUCCUGCUCCUCUGCUGUACUGUUCUCUGCAAGUGUAAGGAUGCAUCUGUACAGCACAGGUACAGUCCCUACUUCCCACAAUGUCCAUGUCAAACAUGAUGCCAAGACCAACUCUUAUCUACCUGCACAUAAUCCACAUCCCUCCAUUCCCUGCAUAUCCUGUGCCUAUCCAAAAGUCUCUUAAUUGCCAAUAUCGGCCUCUACCACCACCCCUGGCCGUGUGUUCCAGACACUCACCACCCUCUGUAAAAACAAAACUUGUCCCACACAUCUCCUUUAAACUUUCCAUCCAAGGAAAAUGCUUCAGACUGUCUACUGUACAUCUGCCUCUCACAAUUUUAUAUAUUUCUCUCAGGUCCCCCCUCAGCCUCCAGUGUUCCAAACAAAACAAUGAAAGUUUGUCCAACUUCCUCUUGCAGCUAAUACACUCUAAUCCAGGCAGCAUUCUGGUAAACCUCUUUAGCAUCCUCUAUAGGGAAUGGGUGGGGCCGCUCAGUGGUAGAGUUAAGGGCCUGUCCCACGAGCAUGCGACUCCAUGCGGCAAGCGCGACCUAACGUGGUCGCUUGAGCCGUACGGCCUCGGGAGGCCGGUCCCACUUCGAUCGCCGGAGCAGUAUGGAGUUGUGCGGAGCUGGUCCCGACAUCGCGCGGGGCUCCAAAAAACUGACCGUGUUCAAAAAUUCCGCGCGGCAACGGCCUGCCGGCCCGCAACCGCCUCGAAGGCGUACGCACCA